Messenger RNA from Poecile atricapillus (Black-capped chickadee), 411 nucleotides. RefSeq names its product zinc finger protein 22-like. Gene Ontology annotation, molecular function: DNA-binding transcription factor activity, RNA polymerase II-specific; RNA polymerase II cis-regulatory region sequence-specific DNA binding. The transcript has a single exon. Gene Ontology annotation, biological process: regulation of transcription by RNA polymerase II. Lineage: Eukaryota; Metazoa; Chordata; Aves; Passeriformes; Paridae. The record is from RefSeq and is a predicted model, not a curated record. The annotation marks the transcript as partial.
UACAAGUGCUUGGAGUGUGGGAAGAGCUUCAGCCAGAGGAAAACCCUGAUCCGCCACCAGAUGAUCCACACUGGGGAAUGGGCCUAUGAGUGUGGGGAAUGUGGGAAGGGCUUCAGCUUCAGCUCCCAACUCAUUAUCCACCAGCGCAUCCACACUGGGGAGAGGCCCUACGAGUGUCCCGAGUGUGGGAAGAGGUUUCAGACGAGCUCCCAUCUCCUCGUGCACCAGCGGAUUCACACAGAUGAGAGGCCCUUCCGCUGCCCCGACUGUGGGGAGGUCUUCAAGCAAAACUCCCACCUUGUCAAGCACCGGCGCAUCCACACUGGGGAGAGGCCCUACAAGUGUCCCCAGUGUGGGAAGAGCUUCUCAGUCAAAUCUAACUUGACCCGACACCAACGGAGGCAUCAGUAA